Molecule: messenger RNA, 810 nt
Organism: Saxophila tyrrhenica
Lineage: Eukaryota; Fungi; Ascomycota; Dothideomycetes; Mycosphaerellales; Extremaceae
Gene: PEP12
Product: SNAP receptor
Exons: 3
Coding region: 1-810 (269 amino acids)
Biological process (GO): Golgi to vacuole transport; intracellular protein transport; vesicle fusion
Cellular component (GO): endomembrane system; SNARE complex; membrane
Molecular function (GO): SNARE binding; SNAP receptor activity
Source: RefSeq, a predicted model, not a curated record
AUGUCCUUCAACGACUCCUCCAACCUCGAAUCACAACCCACAACAUGGCGACGUCAGGACGACCCCGAGUACGCCGAUGACCCCGAGUUCCAGCGCUACACGACCGACCUCAGCGACAAGCUCUUCUCCCUCACCUCCAACAUCGGCAAGCUCGCCAGCCAGGUAGGGCUGCUUGGCACGCGCAGGGAGACGGAUCGCGUAAGAGAGAGGGUGCAGGAUCUAUUACAGGACACCGGCGAUGGGUUCAAGGACGUCGGGGAGGGGCUGAAGAAGGUGCAGGCAUGGCAUGACCUGGGGCCAUCGCAGAAGUACACCCAAGGCAAGCUCAACCAGGAGUUCAAGGCCUCCCUCACCGAGUUCCAAUCCCUCCAGCGACAAGCACUCGACAAGCAGCGAGCGGCGAGGUCAGCGCUUGAGCAAGAGCAGGAAGGCAGCCUCAGCCCACAGGCAUCACAGCAGCAGCAGCAACAGCUCCUACAACAGCAGCCGGUAUUAGCCGACCAGUCCGAAGUCAACUUCAACGAGACGCUCAUCGUCGAGCGAGAAUCGGAGAUCCGAAACAUCGAGCAGUCGGUGGGCGAGCUGAACGAGCUGUUUAGAGAUGUGGCGCACAUGGUUCAUGAGCAAGGGCAGAGUUUGGACAUCAUCAGUGAGAACGUGACGCAGACGAGAGACGAUACAAGGAACGCAGACCAGCAGUUGCGGACUGCGAGCCGGCAUCAGAAGAGUGCGAGAGGGAAGGCGUGCUGUUUGCUGAUUAUACUGGUGAUAGUGCUGGCAGUGGUGAUAUUGGCUGUUGUUGUGGGAUGA